Molecule: messenger RNA, 1741 nt
Organism: Polyodon spathula (Mississippi paddlefish)
Lineage: Eukaryota; Metazoa; Chordata; Actinopteri; Acipenseriformes; Polyodontidae
Product: growth hormone-releasing hormone receptor-like
Exons: 13
Coding region: 1-1215 (404 amino acids)
Biological process (GO): positive regulation of cell population proliferation; adenylate cyclase-activating G protein-coupled receptor signaling pathway; cell surface receptor signaling pathway
Cellular component (GO): plasma membrane
Molecular function (GO): peptide hormone binding; growth hormone-releasing hormone receptor activity; growth factor binding
Source: RefSeq, a predicted model, not a curated record
AUGAAUGCAGUCCACCAUGUGGUCUUGGGAAGGCUACAUCCGGAAUGUGAAUUUAUUUUUCAACUGAAAAAAGAUCAACAGAGAUGUCUAAAAGAAAUUGCAGAAAAUGGAAAUCACACAACUGAAGGCUGCGAGCAAACUUGGGAUGCAGUGGUGUGCUGGCCUCUUGCUACUGUUGGUGAGACAGUCAAUGUCACCUGCCCUCCAGUUUUCUCCUACUUAAUGAAAAACCCAGGUACAGUAAGCAGAAAUUGUACCAUUAACGGCUGGUCCAACCCAUUCCCUCCAUAUUAUCUUGCCUGUACUAUUGAAGAUGAGAUACCUGUAGAGAGAGAGUCCUACUUUGCAACAGUGAAAGUGAUUUACACAGUUGGAUAUGGAGCAUCUAUCUUUUCUCUUACCACUGCCAUGAUUAUUUUACUCAUGUUUAGGAGUCUUCACUGUGCUAGAAACUAUGUCCACAUCCAGCUCUUCGCAUCAUUCAUCCUGAGGGCUGUGGCAGUUUUUAUUAAGGAUGCCUCCCUGUUUGCAAGUGAUGAAACUGAGCAUUGCACCUUUUCUACAGGUGGGUGCAAGGCAGCAGUAGUUUUAUGUCAUUACUGUGUAAUGACUAAUUUCUUCUGGCUGUUGGUUGAAGCCCUCUACCUCAACUCACUUUUGUUCUCAUUCUUUCAUCGUGGAAGAAAAUACUUCCGUUGGUUUGUUCUAUUGGGCUGGGGAGUUCCAACAAUUUGUAUAAUUGCUUGGAUUAUUUCCAGGAUGUAUUUUGAAGACACUGAAUGCUGGGAUGUAAAUGAGAUUUCUUCAUUCUGGUGGAUAAUAAAGGGGCCUAUUGUUGUAUCUAUUGGGGUGAAUUUUAUACUUUUUAUAAACAUCAUACGAAUUUUAAUUCAGAAGCUGGAUCCCCAAUUAAUUCAGUUCAACAACUCAUCUCAAUACAGACGUUUGAUGAAGUCAACUCUGCUUCUCAUUCCAUUGUUCGGCACCCACUACAUAGUGUUUAACUUUCUCCCAGAUUAUGUAAAUAUAGAGGUGAGGCUGUACAUCGAACUCUGCAUGGGGUCAUUUCAGGGUCUCAUAGUUGCUGUCCUCUACUGCUUUCUCAACCAAGAAGUACAGACUGAGAUCCGACGAAAGUGGAUGCUGUGGUAUAGAAACUGCUAUGGGGAGGUACCAGUUGUGGCCAGAGAAAGUGAAAUGGAUACCCCUUUUUGAAUGCAAAUUUAAAAAAAAAAAAAAUUCUAUCUAUAUAGAAAGGACAAGUAUUUUUUUUCUUCAAACACAUUGCAUGAUGCCUAUAAUCGCUUCUUUGCUUGCUUAACUAAUCGUGAUGUGCACCAGUGUAUCUUGAUUGUUAGGUUAUUGUAUAGACUGGUUUACUUGGGUGCAGUGUGAAGUAAUAAUACAGGCAUAGAUAUACUGAGCCUUCAAAGAUGGACUUCAAACCUUUUAAACGUGUACAUAUCCAUAGCAGUAGAAUGUCUGCACUUCAUAUAACUUCAGUGUGUGGAAAAACAAAGUCAGCUGAUUGUGGGGUUCUAGAGAGGUGCAAGCAGAUGUAAUAAGACUUUCCUAUAAGCUCAUUUUGGUGUCAUAUGUUGGCAUGCCUAUUCUUACAUCACAGCUACAACCAGGCGUCGCCCACAAAUUAUGUGUUUGUCAAUAUGAUGAAAAUAAAGUUAUCCUCUUUCUAUAAAUAGUUCAAUGCAGCGUUAAUGUUUAUGGUACCAAACACACAUGG